Messenger RNA from Neohortaea acidophila, 1394 nucleotides. Its product is annotated as concanavalin A-like lectin/glucanase domain-containing protein. The record is from RefSeq and is a predicted model, not a curated record. Gene Ontology annotation, molecular function: hydrolase activity, hydrolyzing O-glycosyl compounds; glycosyltransferase activity. Gene Ontology annotation, biological process: fungal-type cell wall organization; carbohydrate metabolic process. Gene Ontology annotation, cellular component: fungal-type cell wall. The transcript has a single exon. Lineage: Eukaryota; Fungi; Ascomycota; Dothideomycetes; Mycosphaerellales; Teratosphaeriaceae. Bases 128 to 1282 code for a protein of 384 amino acids.
ACAUAUUUCAUGCAUUCCGCGUGCUCAUCUGUCAACACUCCCCCUCAUUCAUCUUCUUCCAUCCUUCCACCACUCUCAUUUCUCCCACUGCCUUCCAACACUCCUUGAUCCACCCUCGUUCAUCAUCAUGCGCUUCUCCAAGUCCUCCGCCGCCGCUCUGGCGCUGUCCCUCCCUGCCGCCCUCGCACAAACAUCCACAACAUGCAACCCCCUCGACACCACCUGCCCCAACAACCCGGGUCUGUUGGCCACCUCGUUCAGCUCCAACUUCCUCGAGGGCAAGAGCGCAAUGUCACAAUGGACCGCGGCGGCCGGCACCACGCUCGACUUUGACAGCAACGGUGCGGCAUUCAGCAUCGACGCCGCCGGCCAGGCCCCGACCAUCGCCACCAACUUCUACAUCUUCUUCGGCGUCAUCACCGUCAAGAUGCAGGCCGCCCCGGGCGCCGGCAUCGUCAGCUCCGUCGUGCUGCUGAGCGACGACCUGGACGAGAUCGAUUGGGAGUGGCUGGGCGGCAACACCACCACCGUCGAGACCAACUUCUUCGGCAAGGGCAACACCACCCUCUACGACCGUGCAACCUACCAAGACGUCGCCUCGCCGCAGACGCAGAGCCAUACCUACACCAUCGACUGGAACGCCGACCGCAUCGAGUGGAUCAUCGACGGCACCACCGUCCGCACCGUCACCGCCGACAACUCCCUCACCCUCUACGGCAAAAACUACCCGCAAACCCCCAUGCAGCUCAAGCUGGGCAACUGGUGCGGAGGCUGCAGCGGCGAGCCCCAGGGCACGGUCGAAUGGUCCGGCGGCCCCACCACCUUCAACGAUGCGCCGUACGUCAUGUACGUGGAGUCGGUGGACAUUCAAAACUCCAACCCCGCCAGCGCCUACCAGUGGAUGGGCAACUCGGGUUCGUGGCAGAGCAUCAAGGUCAUCAAGAACGGCACUGUCAGCGGCGGCAACGGAGGCGGCUCCUCCAGCAACAGCACCUCCAGCUCGAGCCCCACAUCCACUGCUCACGGCAAUGGCAACCACACGAUGAAGCACGGGACGGCGACCAGCAUGAUGCACACCGUGCAGUCCACCAGCUACGUGACUGCCCUCUCCUCCGCCACCGCUGCCACCGCGACGGCUGCUUCCGCCUCUUCAACCCCCAGCUCUGGCUCCGGCUCCAGCGGAACCAGCGCCGCCCCUGGCCUCGUCAAUGCCGCUACUUCCCUUGUCAUGCUCAGCGGCACCACCAUGGUCGGCCUGCUGGCCGGCUUCUUGCUGUUGUAAGCAGAUCAUUUGUACGAUAAUCGACUUAGCAUUGCAUUUGCAUUUGGUGUUUUCAAUACCCUUGGGGGUGGUAGACAGCUCUGGUAGCCAGAACCAAACAAUUCCGUUUAAU